Penaeus chinensis is the source of this 2459-nucleotide messenger RNA. RefSeq names its product UPF0687 protein C20orf27 homolog. Lineage: Eukaryota; Metazoa; Arthropoda; Malacostraca; Decapoda; Penaeidae. Bases 114 to 581 code for a protein of 155 amino acids. The record is from RefSeq and is a predicted model, not a curated record. The transcript is spliced from 6 exons.
GCUGAGGUAAAGGGCAGAGGUCGGAAGCAGCGGUAAAUGGCACAUUAUCUCUCGUAUUUUUGAGCCUGAUGUAACAACAUUGCAAUCUUCAGGAGACAGUUGCAUUCAUCAUCAUGGACACAACAGACAAAAGUCAUCAUGUCCAUUUUUCUGAAGACACCGAUGAAAUGGGAAAUACAGCCAUUGCGAUAAAGGAGAAAGUGCCUGGAAAAGAGUAUGAGGCUCAUGUUGGGUUUUUACAGCUGCUUCAUCGCUAUCACAUCACCGUUCUUUUGCCCGUAAAGGAUGCAGGCGAAGGUUACCAGGCAGACACUCAGGGCGUUUAUUGCCAGACCAAAGCUCUCAGGGCAGUGGAAAAUCAAGGCCUGGAGGUGGAACUCGAACUCAUGGCUCACAAGGAGAAGCUUUUGAAGGAGAAGGUCUUUCUCGCAAAACCUUCCGCAGGGCAGCUCCAGAUUGUCAUUUUUGCCAGGGUUCUAGGUAAAGGCAAGGGCACUCCAAUGCUGCGCGAUGGCAUCAAGUGCAUAGGUGUCGAACAGGAUGAAGAGUCGGAAGCCUCGGAUUGGCAGGGCUUCAACUAAGGGGGAGAAGGAGGCCUUGCCUUUCCGUACUCUGCUGUCCCUAACCAUUGUGAUACUGGGUGGGCCUUGUUUUCUCCUUGUCCUCUGACAUACUCAAGUUAAAAGACACAUAAAAGGGAUUAGGUUUAGUGACAAAAUAGACUGUGAUCUGAUGCUAAGGGUUUUUUUUUUUUUUUUUUUUUUAUGGUUUGUUUGUUUUAGGUGUAUCCAGUAGGUAUUCUCAGGAAGAAGAAGGAAAAAGAGAGGAAGAGAGAAGCCUUGAUUGUCUAUCUAGGCUAGGUUUAAUCGUGCUCAAGUAGGGACAUUUAACUCCAUAGAUGUUUCCUUAGGUUUACGUAGUCUUAAUGCUCAUAUAUUACUAUGUAAGACUGAUAAGAAACUGUUAUAUAUAUAUAUCUACAUAUUUAUAUGUCCUUUUCACAUCAUAGCUGGAGAUAUUUAUGAAGUAUUUUUUAGAUGUUCUUGAUAUAAAAAUAUUUUGAAGAAGGAUAGUGUGCUAGUUUAGAUAGAUUCUUAAUAAGUUUUAGCAUAAUUAUGUUGUAUAACAGUAUUAAUGUAUCCAGAUCUUCAGGAAACAUCUGAUUCUUCUAUAGCGAUGAAGUGACAGUAGCAUUUUAUUAUGUGAAUUGUGUUGUUUAUUUGAGGUUAAUUUCAUUUAAAGGAAGCAGUUUUGUAAAUGUCUCUAAAAGAAAAAUGGUGGAUUAGCAUCAGAAAACAAUGCAGGAUUGAAAAAUGUUAAGAGAAGUACAAUUUGGGAAGCCUUAGAAAUCAUGGAAAAUGCAAUGGUAAGUGAAAAAAAAGAAAAAUGUCAAUGAGUUUUUAUGACUUAAAGAAAUUCAUGUAUAUUCAACACUAUCCUCAUUUGGUUGUCUCAAAGCCCAGUUUUAUAACACAUUAACUAUGCAGUUAGGUAAUCACAAUUAACUCCCAUUGCAUUAAGAAAAAAAGAUAUAUUUUCAACUAACGUUUAAGCUAUUUGGCCUGUGUGUAGGGAUAAACGAAAUCAUCAUUUAUUUUUCCGGAUUCUAUUUUUCGCCCGCUCCCUUUUCUCCUUAGUAGUUUGUAAGUACUGGGGUUGCGGUUUCCCUUAGCCUUCCAUAUUAUCCCACUGUAUAGGGCAAGCACACUUGAUUGCAUAAUUAAAAAGGUUUAUGUAGUUUGAUACAUGUUGAUAAAGAGUUACCUGAUUACCACUGUAUAGAUUAGAAUAAGGAAAGGACUAAGACAUUAUAAGCUGUGGAAUAAAAAGUUAAUUGCAUAUCCAGCUUGAUCUGAAUUUAAUAUUCUAAGGUAGGUACAAAUUAUGUGUAGUGGAAGACAUAGUCGUGUCCUCUUUGACAGAUUUUAUAACAAUUGGUCUGUUUGAUCCUGAUACAGUCUACAUUUUAUACAUUAUUAAUUAAACCUAUCAAAGGGGGACAUUUCUCCUGAAACAUAAUAUUGAAACUUGGUAUUUUUGUUAUCUUUAAAGACUUCCAAAGAUAUAUAUCCAUUUUUUUGUAAAUGUAUAGUACUGAAAAGGUUGACUUAAAAUGAAAAAGAAAAUUUUGCAUGUACUAAAUUAUUUAAUCAGUCACUAAUGGAAAACAAAAGAGAGGUUAAUGGAUGGCUUCUUUUAUGUUAAAAAUGUUUUGGUUUCAUGUGUAAUGUCAACAAAUACAAUGGUAACACUGAAACUUAAUAUUGCACUAAUGUAAUAGAAGUAUAUCACUCUUUUUUUAACUUGUGCAUGUCAAUCUUAUUGUAAGAAGUGUGUACAUUUACUAUGCACUUAAAUACCCAAUCUUAAAAAUGAAAAACCUAAUCAUAUUUAUAUAUGUUUCUAGUGUUUAGUUACAUAUUGAAUGUAACCUAAUAAAUAUUUACCAGUUUUAUCGA